This is a messenger RNA of Dioscorea cayenensis subsp. rotundata (Guinea yam), 540 nucleotides long. Its product is annotated as 30 kDa salivary gland allergen Aed a 3-like. The record is from RefSeq and is a predicted model, not a curated record. The transcript is spliced from 2 exons. Bases 1 to 540 code for a protein of 179 amino acids. NCBI's taxonomy places the organism in Eukaryota, Viridiplantae, Streptophyta, Magnoliopsida, Dioscoreales, Dioscoreaceae.
AUGGAAUGUGAGAAGGAGUCCACCGGGGAGAAGGAUGGCCAGGGUGACAAGGAAAUAGAAUGUGAGAAAGAGGCCGUUGGGGAGGAUAAUGAAGGUGAGAAUGAAAUAGAAGGUGAGAAGGACGUCGGCGGGGAAAACGACAGCCAAGGUGACAAGGAAAUGGAAUGUGAGAAGGUUGCCACCGGGAAGGACAGCAAAGGAGAGAAUGAGGCCGACGGGGAGGAUAGGCAAGGUGACAAGGAAAGAGAAGGUGAGAAGCACACAGAAGGUGUCUUGGUCGCCGUCGGGGAGAAGAACAGCGACGUUGAAAAGGUCGUAGAAGGUGAACUGCACGCUGCCGGGGAGAAGAAUGACCAAUGUGAGAAGGCCACCGAAAUUGACAAUAAACAUUCCGACGAGGAGAAGAACGCCAUCACGGAGAAGGACAAGAAAGACAAGGAAGGGAAUGAAUCCACUACUGAAGAUGCUAUCCCCCAUGAAGUGAGGCAGGAAAGGAGAACCAGGAGAAUGCCGGACAUUCAACACCGAGGCAGCCGUUGA